This is a messenger RNA of Lolium perenne, 574 nucleotides long. The record is from RefSeq and is a predicted model, not a curated record. Lineage: Eukaryota; Viridiplantae; Streptophyta; Magnoliopsida; Poales; Poaceae.
ACAUGUUAAUUUUUGGCAUUUCGUUAUCGCAAUUUUGUCAUUAUCAAAAUUAUUAUCACAUACAUAUUGAUGUUGUCGUUUCAUGGUGCAGCUCGUUCCAGUUUGAAGACCCGACGCAGAGACCGCCACGUGGGUACUCGAACAUCCUUGGGGGCCUACUUAGAUGGUAUUUCCCUGGGAUAGUCAAUUUCCCUACUGGUGGCUGCGACGUAGCUUGGAGGUGGGCGCACUACAGCCUCGCGGAAGAUCCUCUUGGCCGCGGCACCGCGGCGGAUAUGGUUGUUGCCAAAUUCUGGAAAUACUUCAAGAGGGCCGAGGGCAAGGAGAAUGCGUGCGAUGAUGUCCUACACCAGCUUGCAAGGAAGAGGGUGACUGGCAUGCACUAUGAGGCACGUAUUCAAUGCGUCCGCGACUGGCACACCGACCGCUUCGUCCACAUGAGUAAGGAGGACGCUCGCGACACGCUCAUGCAGCCGUGGCAGUACUUGCAGGUAUUUGCAUUUAUGUGUUAUUGAUUUCUUUAUCGCCAUGUAGUUUAUUUUACCAUAAUGGGUUUAUCUUGUGCAUGUAGAAC